Messenger RNA from Bactrocera latifrons, 1684 nucleotides. Its product is annotated as serine protease easter-like. The record is from RefSeq and is a predicted model, not a curated record. Gene Ontology annotation, biological process: proteolysis. The transcript is spliced from 4 exons. The coding region runs from base 1 to 1242 and encodes 413 amino acids. Gene Ontology annotation, molecular function: serine-type endopeptidase activity. NCBI's taxonomy places the organism in Eukaryota, Metazoa, Arthropoda, Insecta, Diptera, Tephritidae.
AUGUUAAGACAAGUUUUUUUAAGUGUUCUGUUGAUGAGUGCGCUCAGCAGCAGUUUGCCGGCAUCGCAGUACAACCAUCCCAAUGAAACGAUGGGGAAGCCCACUUUCGGACGCUGCAUCACCCCAAAUGGUCGACCUGGUUCCUGUGUAAUAUUGCAACAUUGUAAAAAACUAUAUUCUUUGCUACUAAAUCAGCCGUUACAUGAUGUGAAUAGGCUAUACUUGAGUCAAAGCCAAUGUGGUUAUCUUAAUCGAAAAGUGCUCAUUUGCUGCCCCGAUCAAAAUAGCACGCCACUUAUACUGACACAAGCUACUGUAAAACCAAUCAAAUUGGAGCAAGGUUUCAAAAAAGCUGUAAUAUUGGACAAGAUUCCGAUGGAGUCCACAAAAACAAGGAAACUACCACGUCCCAGCAAAUGCGGACAGAUGACGUCAAGCCGAAUUUAUGGUGGCAAUGCGACCAAAAUCGAUGAAUAUCCUUGGAUGGCACUAAUAGAAUACACAAAACCAUACGGUCGUAUUGGCCAUCACUGUGGCGGCUCGCUUAUCAGCUCCCGCUAUAUUGUCACCGCCUCGCAUUGUGUUAAUGGCAAAGCCUUGCCCAAGGACUGGUUGAUUUCCGGGGUACGUUUGGGUGAAUGGGACACGAAAACAAAUCCGGAUUGCGAAGUUGAUGUGCGUGGUGAGAAAGACUGUGCGCCACCGCAUAUCGACGUGCCCGUGGAAAGUGCCAUACCACAUCCUCGAUACGAUCCGAAUUCGUUGAAUCAAAUUAACGACAUUGCGCUCUUGCGUUUAAAGAAUGCAGUUACAUUCACCGAUUUCAUACGACCCAUUUGCCUGCCAUUGAACGAUAAUUUACGCACCGCCACAUUUGAUGAAAUCAUCAUGGAUGUGGCCGGUUGGGGUAAAACCGAAUCAAAAUCGAACAGUAAUGUUAAAUUGAAAGCCGAACUCGUUGGAGUGCCGCUGGAGAAAUGUCGCCAUAUUUAUUCACCGCAAAGUAUUUUACUAGACGCCACACAAAUGUGUGCUGGCGGCAAGAAAGGGGUAGAUUCUUGUCGCGGUGAUUCGGGUGGCCCACUCAUCGGUCUGGGCACGACAGGCAGAGGACGUACAUAUUACUUUUUGAUUGGCAUUGUUUCUUUUGGACCGACGUCAUGCGGACUAGAAGGUUGGCCAGGUGUUUAUACCCGCGUAGGACAUUUUGUCGACUGGAUACAAGCAACAGUUGAGUAUUAAGUAUAGUAUAUGUACAAAAGAAUUUACAUACAAAGCGAUUAUUACGCGGCGUUUGUUUGUGCACAUAUGUAUGUAUGUAUACACACAAGUGUAAAUAUAGAAAUUUAGAUAAUGCACGUAUGUAGGUGUGCGUCAAGUUUCUAGUCUAGCUUAGGUCACUAGAUCUUUUCAGUUUAAGAAAAGUACCUGGAUUUUGUGAUGUUUCUUUUAUCAUUGAGACUAAUGAUUUGUGCGCAAUUUAGCGUUUAGUUUGAAAAGGUGUGAAGUAAUGUCAAAUAUGUUGUUGGUAAAGAGAAAAGGUAUGCCAUAUGCAAAUUAUUUUAGGGGUGUACAAAAUCGAUAGUAGACAAGGGUUCGGAGAGUAAUGACUUUUUUCAUAUAUACCGUUUGCUUUUUAAUAAAGAUUAAAAUCAUUAUUUAUUGACUCUAGUAGUCGUAAAAU